AUGGCGCCGGUGAGCGAGCAGCUGGCGCCGCAGGGCGCGGGGGACCCCGCCGCCGCCCCCCUGCCCGGCCCGCCGGCGGCGGCGACGACGGUGGUGGAGCCGCGGCAGGAGAACGGCGGCGAGUGGUGCCCCGGGAGCGGCAGCCCGGGCGCGCCGAGCGGCGAGAGCGGGGCCCAGCCCCGGGCGGCGACGGAGGCCCCUGGGAGCGCGGGCUGCCCCGGGAGCGCGGCGCCUGAGCCCCCCGAGGGCGGCUGGGGCUGGGUGGUGAUGCUGGCCGCCAUGUGGUGCAACGGCGCCGUCUUCGGCAUCCAGAACUCGUGCGGGGUCCUGUUCGUCUCCAUGCUCCAGCUCUUCGGCAGCAGCGAGGACAAGCAGCUGGCGUUCAAAACAGCAUGGGUGAGCUCUCUUUCUAUGGGGAUGGUCUUCUUCUGUUCUCCAAUAGUCAGCAUAUUCACAGACCUGUUUGGUUGUCGAAAAGUAGCUGUUAUUGGAGCUGCAGUAGGGUUUGUUGGACUACUUUCAAGUUCUUUUGUAAGCACCAUUGAACCUCUGUAUUUCACCUACGGGAUCUUAUUUGCCUGUGGCUGCUCAUUUGCGUACCAGCCAUCCUUGGUCAUUCUCGGGCACUAUUUCAAGAAACGCCUUGGACUAGUGAAUGGCAUUGUCACUGCAGGCAGCAGCUUGUUCACUGUGUCACUUCCCUUCCUCUUGAGAGUUUUGAUCGAUUCUGUUGGCCUAUACAACACCUUACGGGUCCUGUGCAUCCUUAUGUUUAUUCUGUUCCUGGCUGGCUUUACGUACAAACCCCUUGUUUCCAACGCCAAAGACAAGGAGGGAGGAAAGAAGGGGAAGUUCAGAUUUCCUCCUGAAAAAAAGAUUUGCAGUUUCUCUGUUUUCAAAGUUCUCAGUUACCGAAUCUGGGCUUUUGGGAUCCCAGCUGCACUUUUUGGAUACUUUGUGCCUUAUGUUCACUUGAUGAAGCAUGUAGAAGACAGAUUUGGUGACAGCGUGCCAGAAGAAGUGCUUCUGCUGUGUCUGGGCAUUACUUCAGGAGUUGGCAGAUUGAUCUUCGGCAGAGUUGCAGAUUAUAUUCCUGGUGCAAAAAAAGUUUAUUUACAGGUGGCCUCAUUCUUCUUUAUUGGCCUGAUGUCUAUGAUGAUUCCACUGUGCCAUGUCUUUGGAGGUCUCAUUGCUGUCUGUCUCUUCAUGGGCCUGUUUGAUGGGUGCUUCAUUUGCAUUAUGGCUCCUAUUGCCUUUGAGCUUGUUGGGGCUCAGGAUGUCUCCCAGGCCAUAGGAUUUCUACUAGGACUUAUGUCAAUACCUAUGACAGUUGGUCCACCCAUUGCAGGCUUGCUGCGUGAUCACCUCGGCACCUAUGAUGUAGCAUUCUACCUGGCCGGCGUCCCUCCCCUUAUUGGCGGAGCUAUAUUAUGUUUCAUCCCCUGGGUCCAUGAACGGCAGAAGUUAAAAGAAAGAGCAAAACCUGUUGAUGGAGAAACUACUGAGAAAAUGCUGGAAAACGAAAGCACUUUGGUGUCGGACACUACAGAAAAGCCAGUCAAAGAAAUGGAAUCUGGUUUUUGAUGCUUUCUUUUCCUGUACCAGCCUGACCUUCUGCUGAAGCUAGAUUUGUUCUUUUUGGCUGAAGAUACUGUAUGAUACUGAAGAAGUCUUGAACUAUUGCUCAAAUUGCAAAACUGCUAUAAGAAUCUUUUAUACCAUUGAACUUUUUUGAUGAGUCAAGUUUGAUUUCAAGCCACAUUUUCAAGGUAUUUGAAGUUUUGUAGCAUUAGUGUGUACGUGCGUAGUGAUUCUGCGUGUGAAGAGAAUAUUUUUCUAAUUCAUUAGAACCUAUUUCUGGAAGUGUGAAAGCUGUUUUUGGUUUACUGACCCAGGAUUCUUCAAUAACUUUUAUGGUCCAUCCAAAGCAGGCAUACCCAUGGGUGUUUAUACUGGAAAAUGUCGUAGCUCUUAUGUCUGAUUUGUUUUUUCAAGUUUCUCAUGCUGUUUUACAGUCUUUUACAAUUCUGUAUCAUGAACAUGAAUAUGGAUCUCUUUGAUUCCCUUAACUCUUUCUGAAAUCAUUUUGCGUCAGAAAGCUAAAUUAUUAAACAUCUGUUUUAUUUUCUCUAAAUACCCCAGCCUGCUCAGUUUGCUUAAACACUCACCUGUUUUUGCAUUCACCUUUUCACAGUAGCCCAAACAAAGAACAUUAAGGAUGAAAUUUUUGAUGGGCACGGGUUUUGAAUAUGUGCAAACUAAGCUCCGAGUGCAAACACAUUCAGAAGUAAAGCUCCUGAAUGAUAGAUUUUUUUUUAAUUUGGUGAAGGCAAUAUUAUUAAUGUAUAUGUGUAUAUUUUUUCAGCUAAACCUCAGAAUAGCUGGUAGUUUUGAAAUUGUACUGACAGUAAUACUUUGGAGCAGUAUUGUGAAUUAGACUAAAUUUCAAAUUAUUCUGUUGUACUUGUUACAUUCUUUUUUUUAUUAAAAACAAGACAGCUUUAAAGGAUACAUUCUAAGUGCAAUAAUAGGUUGUUUUUAACAUGGAAAUAUACAUGAGCUAUUAAAAUGACAUUCAACAAUUAAAGAGUUUUUGCACUAAGUGAACAUGCAGGUUUAUUAUAGGUCUUUAUAGCUGUAUUCAAUUGCAUGUAGGAUAUAGCCACAUAUUUUAUUCAAAUAUAAAGGUCUUUGCAUGUCCUAUUUCUUGCUUAACAUACUAAACAUAUGACCCUGUUACUUAUGUGUUCUUAGGUAUUAUGCACUGUUUGUCAAGCAGGUAUUUCUGAAAACCUCUUUCUGAAAAAUAUUUGAAAGCAUAAUACUUUGAGAUGAAAACACUGCUUUUCAGUUUAUCAUAAAACACUUCCAAGUACAUUGUUUAUUUGUGGAUAUGGAUCAGCAAUGCAGUGGAAUACUUAUUCAUUCUUUUUCAGGUCCAUUCAAUACCAAUAAUUUUUGUUUUCUUGUUUAGAAGUGUCAUAGCAAAGAGUAGACUAAAUGUGAUCUGAAGACAAAAUGCACAUUUAAGUGCAUUUUCUUAUUUAGUAACAAUACCUGUUCUUUACAUAAACCAUGGAAGCAUACUGUUUUAAAAUUAUAACCUUUAUUGUCUUUUCUAUUUUUAUUAUUUUUCCUUCUCUAGAAUUGUAGUAAAUUGCUCAGAAAGCCCAUGUACAUUUGUGAUAUAAAACAUUAUAUUAGCAAUACUAUUGCAUAGAAUGUUUACGCCUAUCAACUUACAAAAGUCCUUUAAAUACAAUCACGCAAAGCAUCCCGAUUAUUGGAGACCAAAGCUCAUACCUUUCUUAUAUUGCAGAAUUUCAAUCCCUGCUUUACAUGAGUGAGGUUUAAAAGAAUUGAAUCUUAAAAUGUUAGAGGUGUGCGGGAGGGACUUGGAGAUGGGAAAAAAAAUCCAAAACCAUUCUGUAAAACAGAGGUCCCUUUAGGUUCCCUGGGACUUGUGCUUCUGCACCUCAGAAGUACUUCUAAAAAUGUAAUUAAAAUAUUCAUAGUGUUAAUGAAGACAACAUUUUGUAGUCAUUUUAAUUACAAAAAUGUUAACAGCCUAUGCUGUUCUUGUCUGGAGUAUUUCUGUAGAACAUGUUAUUCAGUAUUAUCUUCUAUUUGGGCAAUGCAAAAGGUGUCGAGUAAGUGUGGUAAAAGCCUCUUGUUUCCUUUUGCUUUGUUAUGAGAAAUUAGUAUUCAUCACAGAUCUUACAUUUCAUGUGUUUUAGCGUUGAGUUUUUAAACAAAAACAAGGCUGCUUUUUAGCACUGAUGCAGUUUGAAAUCAUUGUGACCAGAUGUCUAAUUGUGGCAUCCUCCUGACUUGCUGCUCUGUAUCUAUAUAAAUUAUCUGGGAGAGAAUAUAAAAUAAUUAAGUUUUAGAAAUGAUACAGAAGUAGUAUAACAAUAGUAUGGAUUAAUUAUUGCCAUACUCCUUAAAAAUGUAUCUGUACGUAAAAAUCCAAACUCUCAUAUUUGAGUAACUAAAAAUGUAAAUUAUGCUCACAAAUAUGAAGGACAGCAUUUUAAAAAAAACAAAAAACAAAAAAACAAACAAACAAAAAAACCCCCAACCAAAACCCAGAGACUCCAGAAAGAGGGUAUGAUGAGUGAAUAAUUGUUUAGGAGUGAUUACUAUGUUAAAAACAGCUAGUGAAAGGGAUGUUAGACAAGAGGGAGGCAGAGUUUAGGGGUAAGGAAGCUAUUGGAAUAAUGAACCUAUUUCUGAUGCCAGUGCUUGUUUUACAACAAUGCUAAAAUUGGAAAGGCUUCAGAAAAAAUGACUUUUCAGACAAGGUAAAAAAAAGUAAAUUAAUGCAUGAGAAGUCUGUUAGCAUCUUUACUGUUAGCUUGUAUCUAUGGAGGAAAUGUCCAAUAGAAAAUGCUCUUUAUUGGACAUAAGCAUAAGAAGAUUGUGUCCUAAAGCUAGAUAAGAUGCAGUUAAAAAGAAAGUAAAGUUCAGAUUGUUAGCAGUGAGGCUAAAUAACCAUUGAGAAACUUAUUUAGAGAUAUACUGGAUUCUAUAUGCCCUGAGGUUUUAAAAAUGAGGUUAGCUGUCUCCCUUUUUAUAAAAAACAAAAACAAAACAAAACCAAAACCCCCAACACAAAGAGCAACUAUUUAGUACAUUUAUGAAAAAAUGAUUGAAUAAUGUAGCAAUGGUUGCUGUUCUGAAAACUAGGAGAGAAAAGCACCGAAUAUUCAAUUUUACUUUGAGUAAAUGUAAAUAAAUUUUUGUAACAAAAUUUAAUUUUAGGUGUGAAAACCUGUUCAUGGGAAACCUGCUGAACUCAUAUUUUGAUGACCUAAUUCAUGCCAGAUUUAAUCUUGUUGGGGGUAGAUUCUAAAAUUAAAAUACUAGCUUAGUUCAAGAAAACCCUUAAAUCAUUCAGAUGUAUCCCUCUUGAGAACAGUUGAUAGCGUACUUUUCAUAGACAUUGCUCUCCCAUCCUAUAAACAGAGUAAUCAUCUUUUUUCCACUAAAUGUUCUCAGGGUAAGCUUCAGAAGAAAUUGGGUAGAAAGAGGUUCACUUAAAAUGGCAGAUGCUGUAAUUUAAUACACCAGAUCUUGAAACCAAGACUGAUUGUGAGCAAGGGACUGGGUUUAUGUAUGGCUGACACAUCUUUUCAGUAGGUGUGAGAUCCUUGUAAAUCUUAAUAUAGCUGUUCAGCAAAGAGUCUGAAAUAAUGAGAACCUUUCAGGUUCUUAUUUACAUCUAAGCUAUGCAACAAUUUACAAUGUAUAAUUGAUAAAAAAAGUAUUGUUGGAUUUAUUCUGGCUACAUGUUAGAAGACCUGUACAAGUCUCAAACCAAGACUUCAAGUUAACAUACUCUUAGUUAGAAUUUCUUUCAUCCAGAUCUUUGUCUGUUCAGCAUUAACGUUUAAUUUUUUUCUAAGUUUAUUUUCAGCAACUGUUUAUGGACCUUCCUAAAUUGCUCACCGAAGUCAAAGAUGACAUAGCCAUUCUGUGGCCAUCCUUCAGGGUAUAUUCAGUAUCAGAUGAGGUAGACAACUGACAUUUUUCUCCUUUGGCUCUUCAUGCACAAUGUCUGGGCAUAUACAUUCCCCCUUUCCCUUUGGAGACACUGGAUUGUCAAAGCAGAUGCAAACCAUAUUGGAUAUGGAUAGUACUUUUCAGCCUUCUGUUCUCAGACUUCUUCCCUGCCAGUAAACCUUUGAAUAGCCAUAGCCUGAUAGACGAGGCAAGUUUUCGUGAAGUGGGAGAUGUGAAGUUGAAUCAACUCACAGGAGUGCUGAAGGCAGUUCACACACAUACUAGGUGAAUGCUUUGAUCACGUGCGUAUGAUGUUAAAAAAUGGACACUACCCUUUUAAAGCAAAAAUGCCCUGCUCAGUUCUUUGCAUCAGGUAGUACAUGCCAAAGGGACAGGAGAUGCUUCCCUGCAGCCCCAAAGGGAGUCUUUAAGGAUGGGAGUCAACGCUAUUACCCUUAGAAUCAUCCUUAUGGGUUAGCUUAAGCAGCUGGGUUCUCACUGUGCUGGCACGGGGCAGCUCCCUGCUUUGCUGUGGGGGAGCCCAUGCAGAGGGGCUCAGCCGUGCUGUCUGAGCAGGGAGCAGAGGUGCUGCCUUGUUUGGGGCCUGGAUUCCCUUCUGGGGAGCUGGAAGUGUUAUGGAAGCUGACUUUCAGGCAUCUUAACUCUUCUGUUGGAACUGACCCUCUGAUACUAAGAGUGUGUGUGUAUGUAUAUAUAAAUACAAUGUAUUUUCACCAGGGCGUACACAUACAUUCUGCAUUCAACUACAGGAGCUGUAGCACUGGAAUGUGGGAGACAGCUGAGGAAAAAGCAAUUAUUUUCAUUUGUGUGUUUCACUGUUGACAAGCACAGCAUCAUUACAGUUCCAGACAGCCAGUGAGUUUCUAGUCAUGUAAACUUUGGCAUAUUUUCAGUAUGCCUUUUAGUCUUAUAUAUAUAUUGUGUCAACAUUUUUAAUGUUUCAGAACUGCGUAUGCUAAGAUUAGAGUGAUUUUAUAUGAAAACGUGUGCUAAUAUUGGUAACACUGACAUGUUUAAGUAUCUUUAUAGACGACAUAUUUUGUAUGUUGUUUUUGAUAUUAAAGGAUAUAUGUUUUGCUAGCCAUAACUCCAUUCUUUAAAGUUCUGCUUUGUUAGAAGGGUAAGAAAUGAAUGUCUAAUGUUUUUCAUGGUGCUAAAGUAACUGUGAUCAGUCUCAAAUUAUUCAGAAUAAAGAUGGUAGUUCUUAAGUGCCCUAUUUGUUACUGCAUGCAUCACUUUUAGUCUUGUUCUCCUGUAAAAGUUGUCAUUUUUGAAAAGUAAUUUUGUGUUAUUCUGAUAAUUAUUGAAUCUCAUGUGCAGACUUUUGUAUAAAAGUCUUUACAGCUUUUAUUACCACUGUGCUCUGAUUGGAAUGUCCCCAUUACAUUUGCUCCUAAAUUAAUAUAUGGUGCAGCCCAUUUCAUUCUGAUUGCACUGACGAUCCAUUUUAAGACCAAUGGUUUAUAAACCUAAACUACUGACUUCCAGAGUUACAUGCUUCUGAAAAUUUUAUCUACUCUAUUUUCCAUUCUGGGGCUUACUAUCAAAUUUACAGAACAGUUGCAUUCAAAAAAGGCAGAAGUAAA
Messenger RNA from Gymnogyps californianus (California condor), 7112 nucleotides. It is a transcript of the gene SLC16A10, whose product is annotated as solute carrier family 16 member 10. The record is from RefSeq and is a predicted model, not a curated record. Gene Ontology annotation, biological process: transmembrane transport. NCBI's taxonomy places the organism in Eukaryota, Metazoa, Chordata, Aves, Accipitriformes, Cathartidae. The transcript has 6 exons. Bases 1 to 1584 code for a protein of 527 amino acids. Gene Ontology annotation, molecular function: monocarboxylic acid transmembrane transporter activity.